Molecule: messenger RNA, 5532 nt
Organism: Micropterus dolomieu (smallmouth bass)
Lineage: Eukaryota; Metazoa; Chordata; Actinopteri; Centrarchiformes; Centrarchidae
Gene: tdrd6b
Product: tudor domain-containing 6
Exons: 4
Coding region: 317-5413 (1698 amino acids)
Biological process (GO): spermatogenesis
Source: RefSeq, a predicted model, not a curated record
CCGUUUAAAGACUUCCUGGUCGGACUGAACUGAACUUCAGCAGCAGUGACAGUUUUGGGUGUCGCUUAACUUCCAAACACGGAACCGAGAGCGUGCUGCUUGAUUGGCUCAUUGCCUACCUGUGCGUGCGUCCACAACACACGUUUUUUGUUUUUGAAUAUAGAGGCAUAAUUAAUUGCCCAGAGGAAAAUGCGCGGCGCAAUGAAACACUUUAAAACGCUGGUGUUAGUGCCCGCUUCCAACUCAAGGCAAUGAAACACGAAAAACGAUGAGUCGGCUGCACCAAACACGGUAUAUUUAACCUCUGCGCUUCACAAUGUGUUCAAUUCCUGGGCUUCCAACGCCAGGAUCAGAAGUUCCUGUUCUCAUCACAAGGGUAAACCUAAACCCCAGUUGUGGUCUUGUGGAAUUAUGGGUUAAUAUGGAUGAUGGAAGGAAGCAUAUUUAUGAGCAGAUGAGAGAGGACAUUCAGAUUCCUAAAAAGAAAUUUAAUGGAUCAGAAGGAAAGCCAGGAGACCUCUGUCUGGUUCACAUCAGCGACACCUGGCACAGAGCUCGGAUUGUAUCGAUUCAAAGUGAAACUUACAAUCUUUUUCUAAUUGACCAGGGACGCCCCCAUAUCACCACAAGUGAAGCUUUAGCAUGGGGCCAGAGUGACAUUUUUCUACUUAGUCCUGAAAUUGAAACAUGCAUACUUGCAAAUUUCCUCUCCCUUGAGAAUAACUGGCAUCAAAGAGCCACAAAGUUUUUGGAGUCUCUGCCUGGGAAGAAGUUUAAGGGACAUGUUCAACAUGUCCUGAUGCCAGACAGGACCAUUCUCCUUGACUUACCAAUUGUUUCCAAGCACAUGUGCAAGAUUGGAGUGGCGAAGAAGAUACCAGUAGACGAGUUCAAAUGUCUUGUACUGAAAUGUCUUCAUUUACCAAAAGGGGUAACUUCUGAGGCUGAGCGCACAACGCAGGAGCUGAAUCUAAAUGUUAGUUGCCAACGUGAGAAGCAUGAACAAUACUUUUACCCAGAGCUCUUAACUGACACUUUUGAAACUGUUAAAGUGACAGAGGUAACUAAUCCACAGAACAUUUUUUGCACACUCCUCAUUUUUUCCAAGGCAGUGAAGAUAUUAUCAGAGCAGAUGCAGCAGCACUAUGAGGGGAGCUCAGAUUUAGGAGAGGCACAACCACAGACUUGCGGGGAUCCAUGUGCUGCUAGAGGGAUAAACGGCAGGUGGCAUCGCUCGUUAUUAAAGCAAAACAUGAUGAGCGAUAGUGCUGUAGAAGUCUUCCAUGUGGAUGAAGGAAAAACUGAAUUAGUUGCAGUUGGAGACAUCAAACCACUGCAUGGAAAAUUCCUGAGAAUGCCAGUUUUCACAUAUCCCUGUUCUCUUGAUGGUGUAAAAGAUAAUGGCACUGCGUGGACUAAAGACCUGACAGAUUACUUGAAAUCACAGCUCCUGAACCAGACAGUCACAGUGAAGUUUGUUCACCACAAUAUACCUCAAGAUGUCUACUAUGUAACUCUCUAUGCAGCUAAUGGUGCAUGCAUAAAUAGUAGUUUUAUAGAGAAGGCCGGACUUUUUCCACCCUCUGAUACUGAAGAUUCAAAUGUCCAGAAUGAACCUAUUCCCUCAUCAUUUCUCAGUUCACUUGGAGACAAACGAUGCAUGAAUUUAAAGAACAAAAUCAACAUAAAUGUUAAUGGUUCACCUGAGGAAACUUUGUCAGGAACCAAGAAUGUAGCAGUCAAUGGCAGGACAAAUGAUGUACCCACCUCUGGCGCUGAUGAUGUUCAUAUCGAAGAUGGCUCAGAGCAUCCAUACCCUCUAAUACAGAGCAACGGGCAUCUUUCAACAGGUUUCCCCUCUGAGGUGCAAAAUUCUUGUAAUGACAAUGUGUUUACUGUAGGAAGGAGUGUCAAUGUAGAAGUAUCUUACAUUGAAAGUCUACAAAAGUUCUGGUGUCAAACAACAGAAAACGGUGACUCUCUUAGACGCCUAAUGCAAGAUCUACAAAACCACUAUGCAUCCGCUCACCCUCAGCCACUUGUUGAGUUCACUUGUGUGGCCCGUAAUCCAGACAAUGGCAUGUGGUACAGAGCAAGGAUUGUUGCAAGCCACCACUCCCCUGUUGUUGAUGUUAGAUUUAUAGACUAUGGUCAAACUCGAAAGGUCCCUCUGCGAGAUGUGCGUCCCAUUGAUCCCUCUUUCUUAUGGCUGAAUGCACAGGCUUUUCAGUGUUGCUUGUUCAAUCCGAAGAAUCCCACUGACGUCACAUGGACUGAUGCUGCAUUACCAGAGUUUCUGAAGUUUGUGAAUUCAGGUGCUUCGUCAAACAGUGGCUUGAAAUGCAUUGUAAAAGCUGUAACGACUGAUGAAGAAGAUCUCCUGCUUAACGUAGUAGAUAUUGAAACACCGUCUGACAGUGCUUGCAAGCUUCUGGCUCAGAAAUGUGCACAGGCUGACGCUCACAUGCAAAUUCCACCACAGGUCCCACCUGAUGCAUACAGUUACUCCAAACACAAUAUUGAGGUGGGUGGAAAAGAAAAGGUGUGGGUAACCUCUUCAGAAAAUGUGAAUCACUUCUACUGCCAACUGAACAGGAAUUUUCAUUUAUUCAAUAAAGUGAUGGAAAAUGUCCACCAUUUAAUUGGCCAGCCACAGUGCACAGAUCACCCACUUGGACCUAAUAGCAUUUGCUUUGCUAGGUACACUGAUAAUCAGUGGUACAGAGGUCAAAUAGUAGAAAUGUCUCCAAAACUUACAGUGCGCUUUGUGGACUAUGGUCAGACUCUUGCAGUAAAUGAAUCUGAUAUUUGCCCCUUUCCCCCUGAAAGAUGUAUCGCCAGGUCUGUUCCCGUGCAGGCUGUUCCACUUGGACUGUUCAGUGUCCCUGCAGAAGUGCCACAGGAAGUCAACCAGUGGUUUGCAGAUUAUGCGAUUGGCCAUAGUUUCACAAUUUCUGUGGUAGCAAAAGAGGCAAAUGGGAAGCUAAUUGUCGAACUGCUUGAUGGAUCUCUGAAUGUAAAUGUGAAAAUCAGAGAGAGGUUAUCAAAGAUCCAACAAAAGACGACUGUUGGUGUUCAGCAGACUGAUCAGCCGCUCUCUAACAGCUCACAACACGUUUGUGUGCAGAAUGAGGACUGUUUAACGCAAGAGCUCAUGAACAAAUCAGUAAUAAAAGACAUAACAGAAGAAAGUCAAAUCCACAGCAGCAAUGGGAUGUGUACUAGAGACAAGCUAAAGAUGAGUUUACAAUCCACAACUAAUGUUUCUGUACCAGAGAGGGAACAUGGAAAGACACUGGAUGAAAGAAGAAAACAAACUGUGUUGGCAGAGACUUUCAAACAAGGUGGCCACAGUGACUCAGAAAUUACACAACCUUCCCUUCCUUGCCCUGAGGAAAAUAUAAACAUCUACAUGUACAAGAAGCCAAACAUUUCUCUAAACAAGACAGAGGAUGUAUUUGCUUCCUGCAUUGUGUCCCCACAUUACUUCUGGUGUCAGUACGCCAACACUGAAGACCUGAACAUAGUGUCAAGGCUUGCUCAGGAGGUAGGACAUCAACAACAGGACAUGACUCCCAAGACUUUACAUCCUGGUAGCCCAUGCCUUGCUCUGUUUUCCAAUGACAACCAGUGGUAUCGAGCUCAGGUAAUUCAAAGAACUGACAAUACACUCCAUGUUGUGUUUAUUGACUAUGGAAAUGAGUCUGAUGUUGACAUCAAGAAUGUGAGACCUCUGCCUCAGAGUCUGCUGGAGAAGGCUCCUCAGGCUUUUCUGUGCUCUUUGAAUGGAUUUGAUGAGUCCAAGGGCUCCUGGGAUGACGAUGUUUAUGACAACUUCUACAAUGUCUUGGUUGAUAAACCACUCAGAGUAACAGUGUUUGGUAUGGAAAACCAUACAGAGAUUGAGGUUUCUCAAUAUUCAGUGCAAAUAGAGUGUGAAAAUAUGGGUGUAAAUGACACAAUGCAGAAAUACUGGAAACCAGCCACAGAACAUGUUUUUACAGAAAGCCCUCAAACAGAAAACUUACUGCAGAGUGAUCAAACUGAGUCCAACAUGACACACCUUGAUGUUUCCAAAGGAAAUGUGAACUCCUGCAUGUACAAGAACCCAAACAUUUCUAAAACCAAAAAAGAGGAGGUAUACGCCUCUUGUAUUGUAGAACCCCAUUUCUUCUGGUGUCAGUACGCCAACACAGAGGAGCUCAACAAAGUCUCAAGGCUUGCUCAGGAAGCAGGACAGGAAGAGCAGGACAUGAUGUUCCCCAAGACUCUUGGUCCUGGCAGUCCAUGCCUUGCUCUGUUUUCCAGCGAUAAACAGUGGUAUCGAGCUCAAGUAAUUCACAGAAGUGACGUUGCAUUCCACGUUGUGUUUAUUGACUAUGGAAAUGAGUCUGAUGUUGACCUCAAGAAUGUGAGACCACUUCCUCAGAGUCUGCUGGAUGAAGCUCCUCAGGCCUUUUUGUGCUCUUUGAAUGGAUUUGAUCAGUCCAAGGGCUCCUGGGAUGACAAAGUUGAUGAAGACUUCUACAAUCUUCUGGUUGAUAAACCACUCACAGUGACGGUGUUCAACAUGGAUGACCAUUCAGAGAUUGCAGUUCCUCAAUAUGCAGUGGAAAUUGAGUGUGAGGGAGUGGUUGCAAAUGCAGUAAUGCAGAAAUACUGGAAACCAGUUGCCAAAGAACACGCUUCAAUAAAAAACCCUCCGAAUGAAAACUUACUCCAGUUUGGUCAAACAGAGUCCAACAUGACACAUUUAUGUGUUUCCAAAGGAAAUAUGAAUACUUCCCUGUACAAGGAGCCAAACGUUUUCAAAAACAAAAAAGAAGAGGUAUACGCCUCUUGUAUUGUGGAACCCCAUUUCUUCUGGUGUCAGUAUGCCAACACAGAGGAGCUUAACAAAGUCUCUAGGCUUGCUCAGGAAGCAGGACAGGAAGAGCAGGACAUAAUGUUCCCCAAGACUCUUGGUCCUGGCAGUCCAUGCCUUGCUCUGUUUUCCAGCGAUAAACAGUGGUAUCGAGCUCAAGUAAUUCACAGAAGUGACGUUGCAGUCCACGUUGUGUUUAUUGACUAUGGAAAUGAGUCUGAUGUAGACCUCAAGAAUGUGAGACCACUUCCUCAGAGUCUUCUGGAUGAGGCUCCCCAGGCCUUUUUGUGCUCUUUGAAUGGAUUUGAUCAGUCCAAGGGCUCCUGGGAUGACGAAGUUGAUGAAGACUUCUACAAUCUUCUGGUUGAUAAACCACUCAAAGUGACAGUGUUCAACAUGGAUGACCAUUCAGAGAUUGCAGUUCCUCAAUAUACAGUGGAAAUAGAGUGUGAAGGAGCGGUUGUGAAUACACUGAUGGAAAAAUACUGGAAAGGACAGGACACAGACCAUGCCUCGGCAGAAAAUUUGGGAUCAGCUCUGGACCCAUAAAUGCCCAUGUGGACACCCAGUUGUGACAUGACUUGUUUGAUCAACUCCAACAUUAAUAACUAAAUGAAAGGAAGCUUACCAUGUGGUUAAUUUAUGUAAAUAAACAUACAAUACUUGCA